Molecule: messenger RNA, 3032 nt
Organism: Trichobilharzia regenti
Lineage: Eukaryota; Metazoa; Platyhelminthes; Trematoda; Strigeidida; Schistosomatidae
Source: the annotation of a GenBank genome assembly
GCAUAAUAUCAUUGCACCUCCGCUAAUCAAAAAGGAUGCUAACAUUCUAGAAAGUGUCCAGAGACGAGCGACAAAAUGGGUGAUCGGCCUCCGCAACAAACCAUAUGAGGAACGACUAAAGAAAUUAGGUCUUUUCACACUUAGUUACCGUAGGCACAGGGGAGACCUCAUCACCGUCUACCAGAUCUUAAAUGACCAGGCCCACCCAAAUAAAAGCAUCCUGCCAUUAAGUGAUUAUAGGCUUCCACGAGGUAACCCGCUAAGGAUAGCACACCAGAGACCAAAGACUCGAGUGCGAUCACAUUUCUUUUCGCUUUGUGUUUGUCGUCUCUGGAACGCUUUACUGGCGGCCGUGACUACAGCGCCAUCUCCGGAGAUUUUUAAGCGGAAGCUAGACAAUCAUGCAGAAAUGCAACGUUUGUGUCUGAAUGGCUUAUCCUCAUAAAACUUAAAACCACACUGUCAAUGGAUAAGCAUACAAACUAAAUCCCCACGACCUGUUCUGCCUUCUCUCACUCUAUCUUUUCCUUAGGUCACCUUUAUUAUUCCACUUAUCUCAGCCCAUAUUAUCUACACUACAACCUAUUAUUAUUAUUACUAUUGGGCUUUUGUGAAUACACCGAAUGACCAACGGGAGUUAGGUCAAACUCCAUUCACGGCAGCAAUACAAUCCUAACAUACUGCAUACUACGAACCACAUCUUGACCAAUUCCCGCACCACUCCUCUUGGAGUCUACCAGAGCCAUAGCAGUCGAGUGGCAGGACUUACUACGCAGAAGCUCACCGAAGAUCUGGAACCUCCACCUCAAAAUCAAGAAGCGAGCUCAAAGAAAUCACUGGUUUAUGCUAGAUCGUAAUCAGGAUAUUGGAUAUUGAAGCUCUCCGAAUUUAUGUUGGACGUUGGAUGACCUAGACAGCUCACUUUCGAAAAAUGACGGCUGAUGUCCUGAAGUCUUUGCCUCCUGAUGUGCGUACUUUGAAAUUGACAGGGCAUGUCGGUUUUGACAGUCUUCCAGACCAGCUAGUUAAUAAGGCUAUUAGCCAAGGGUUCGUUUUCAAUGUACUAUGCGUUGGAGAAACUGGUAUCGGAAAGUCCACUUUGCUAGAAACGCUGUUUAAUCAGAAGUUUGACUUCAACCCCUCACCCCAUGAUCUGACAGAUCCAAAACUAAAGGCUGUUACUUAUGACCUCAAAGAAGCCAAUGUUAAGCUAAAAUUAACAGUGGUAGAAACUUGCGGAUAUGGUGACCAGAUUAAUCAGGAUAACAACAUAAAACCUAUUGUGGACUACAUUGAUAAUCAGUUCGAAAACUAUCUCCAGGAAGAGCUAAAAAUGAAAAGAUCUAUGCACACAUUUCAUGAUACCAGGGUCCAUGUGUGCCUUUAUUUUAUCGCACCUACAGGACACAGUUUAAAGUCCAUCGACUUGGUUGCAAUGAAAAAACUGGAAAAUAAAGUUAAUGUUAUCCCCAUCAUUGGAAAAUCCGAUACCAUUACAAAGUCUGAACUACAAAAGUUCAAAGCAAGAAUUCUCAGCGAGAUACAAUCCAACGAAAUCGGUAUUUACCAAUUUCCUACUGAUGAUGAAGCUGUUAGUGAAACUAACAGUCUUAUGAAUCAACAUAUCCCAUUUGCUGUCGUGGGUAGCUCAGAAGAGACUAAAAUUAAUGGCAAGACAGUACGUGUACGACAAUAUCCAUGGGGUGCAAUUCAAGUGGAAAACGAAAACCAUUGUGAUUUUGUUCGACUUCGAGAGAUGCUGUUGCGUGUGAAUAUGGAAGAUUUACGUGAACGUACUCACGGUGUCCACUAUGAAACGUACCGACGUCAACGUCUAAUUGAAAUGGGAUUUCGUGAUGAUGAGAAAAUGUCACUUCAAUGAAAUUUUUGUUAGUUCAUUAACCAUUAAAGGUAGAAACCUCACUCAGAUGGGGUAUCAACAAACUAACCUGGAUUAAUCACUAGGUAGUCUAGGAAUUAAACUGCAAGAUCAACUAAUUUUCAUACAGGCUUUGAAGUAUGUGUUAAUAUUUGUAUUUUUAUUUUGACAUAUCGUCGCACGUGACUGUUUUUACCUACUAAUUCACUUAUUACUGUUGAUUCUCGUAAGUAGUUUUCUGGCUGUCCAUGUUGUAGGCAUAAAAUGAAUGUCUGGUAAGUCAUUUUAACCUUUGAUUUUUCUUUUUUCGGAAAAGAAUAAAUUCAAACAAAAAUGUCUGGUUGCUAAAGCAGUACUACUGAUUAUUAUAUCUGUCUGUCUAUUUUCGACAUAGAACUUUGCACCAAAGUGCGGCAGUUCAAGUUGCCACACUCCAUGUAGCACACGAAGCAACAGGAGAAAGUAGAAGAAAUGCAUAACAGAGACAGUAAACAGAGGUGUGAGACAAAGGAAUAAUAGUAACGAAGAGCAAAACAGUUUCAUUGGAAAUCAUAAGUCACAAGGAGUGGAUGCAUCUGCGCCAUUGAGAACGAUUUUGAGCCAUAUCACCAAUUGUUCCCAACCAUUGAUUUUUACCGUCCCGAGGACCCCAGCCUGGAAGUCUACAUCUUCCUACGUGGCUUAGACUAACUGUUAUAGAUUUCAUUGACUGGUGCCAUGUUUUGGUUUGACCGCCGCUAGCCAAACAUUCAUAGAUUGCAGCUCAAUGUGUUCAGAAGACUCUGCUCUAUUUUGUCAUCGUCCUCGCCUAAAAGGACUAUGUCGUCUGCAUAUUCUAAGUCAACGAGACUAUUCCCUGGUAACAAGUCAAUCCCUGCGUUGCUGAAGUGAGUUAGGGUUAAGUCCAUUAGUACAUCUAUGAUGAAAUUGAAUAGAAAUGGGGAUAAUUGGCAUCCCUGACGGACACCACUAGUCGUCACCAGUUCAGAUGACAACUCGACGUAAGCCCUCACCUGGCUGCAUGAGUACGAGUAGAGUGCCUUGAUCAGUGCAAUAUAUUUUCUCGGAGUUCCCUUUACAGCCAAGCAUCGCUAGAGAACUUCUCGGUCGACAGAGUCGAAUUCCGCCUGUAGGUCAAGAAAUAUAAUGACUG